Galendromus occidentalis (western predatory mite) is the source of this 5223-nucleotide messenger RNA. RefSeq names its product putative neural-cadherin 2. Gene Ontology annotation, biological process: multicellular organism development; neuron projection development; homophilic cell-cell adhesion. Gene Ontology annotation, cellular component: catenin complex; plasma membrane. The record is from RefSeq and is a predicted model, not a curated record. NCBI's taxonomy places the organism in Eukaryota, Metazoa, Arthropoda, Arachnida, Mesostigmata, Phytoseiidae. Gene Ontology annotation, molecular function: cadherin binding; beta-catenin binding; calcium ion binding.
AUGACGGCGUCCUUGACGAUGCGGGACAAAAAGUAUCGUCUCCAGAACAGCUGCGAAGUUAGAGACGUGUCGAAGAAUGGCUUGCGGACAUCGUCGGAUUCCAACGAGACGGCGCCUGUCAGGUUCAACAAAAUCUUCGCAAACGGAACAUCGUUGCCCUACGACUUCGACGACAGCACACCAUUCGACUACGACGGGAGCGAAGACUCUCAUCAAAACCAUUCUCUACAAUCAGCUGAGACAUCGGGGAGCUCCGGGGCGGACGGCUCCGAGUUGAUAUCGGACUUCAUCCGGAGUAAGGAUUUGGACGCCAAACUUCCCGAUAGACCCAGUUACCACGUGGAGCUCGUCGAGGAGAACGAUCGUGAAAUACCACAGAAAAUCCUGAGGGUUACGGCUCCGGACGGUGUCGUCGGACCCGUGGUGUACUCAAUGGAAGGACCUGAAAUCAAUUCGUACAACGGCCGCCAGGAAGACCGGAAAUUUUCAAUCAACACUACCACGGGUGAAGUGUUUGUACUCCGGGCACUAGACAGGGAUUUUCCCUACGGUCAAGCGGAUUACUCGUUCACGGUAUUUGCCGAGGACGCCCAAACGAGAGAAAAGCUCGGCAGCGCGAACGUGUAUGUGACGCUCAAAGAUUUGAAUGACAAUGCCCCUUUCUUCUCACAACACAUGUAUCAAGGCAGCGUCAAAGAAAACGCGCCACUAGGAACCCCAAUCCUGCUCAAUAUGAGAGCCCAAGACUACGACGAUCCCCACGAAGGCACAAACGCUCGUAUUACGUAUUCCAUAGAACAGAAUCAGGUGAAUGACAAUGGGGAACUCAUUUUUCGAAUCGACGAACACACGGGCACCAUCUCCACUUCCGUAUGCUGUCUCGAUAGGGAGCGAAGUGCAGGCUACGUGAUAAAGGUUGUGGCUAUGGACGGAGAUCCCUCGCACAAAACAACGGCCACCGCCAGCAUUCAGAUUCUCGAUGAGAACGACAUGAGCCCGCAGUUCAUCAAGAAAGAAUGGGUGCUGGAUAUUGAUGAAACGGACGGUGACGCCGAUCUCCCGUCACCGUCGAUCCUCGACGUCAGCGUCACCGACGGAGACUCGCCGGAGACGAAUGUUUUUCGCUACAAAGUCGUCGAGAACGCAUUUGGGGCGGAUAAGUUCGAGAUCGUCACCAACGCUGAUGGCUCGGGCUCUUUAAAAAUCAUCAAGGAGCUGGAUUACGAGGUUGCCUCCCAGCGGAACGGUUUCAACCUCACCAUCCUCGUGUCCGACGACGGGAAUGUUCAGGGUUCUGACCCACGUCACCUGGACUACGCAAAGGUUCAAAUUCGUAUUCGGGACAUCAACGACAAUAGUCCGAAAUUCCAAAAUCAGCACAUUCAAGUCUCGGUGCCAGAAGACACCAGAGUGGGAUCCGUCGUUGCGACGUUUCGGGCAACGGAUCUCGACGCUGCGGGACAAAGCCGUGUGGUGUACGCGAUAGAGAAAUCUUCCGAUCGACGACGUCACUUCAGAAUAUCCCAAAACACCGGGAUCGUAACACUCCAGCGACCAUUGGAUCGGGAGAGGUCUCCGCGGCAUCACGUACGUGUGACGGCGACCGACGAUGGAAUUCCUCCGCGGACCUCCACGGCCACCUUAACUCUGAUCCUAUCGGACGUCAAUGAUUGUGAGCCCCGCCUCAGACAAGAUUACAAACCCGUGGUUCCCGAGCAUCAGGGGGCGAUGAAGGUCCAAGACAUCGAGGCGGUCGACGACGACGAGGCAAUCAACGGGCCGCCAUUCCUCUUCUGGAUAGAUCCGCAGGCACCGGAGAGCAUCAAGAAAGCGUUCCGGCUCGAAGUCAACCCAAAUGGAAACGGCAGCGCGGUCGUGUACUCGAGGCACGCGUUUGACCGGGAACAGAAAACCUACGCGGUCCCUAUUCUCAUCAAGGAUUCUGGUACGCCACCGCUCACCGGCACCAGCACGUUGACGGUCACGAUCGGGGACAAAAACGAUCAUAGGAUGUUCCCAGGCUCCAAGCGCAUACUUGUCUACUCGCUCAGAGGAUCGAGGGGAAUGUUCACCGUCGGCAGGGUCCACGUCGAAGACGCCGACGAUUGGGACUUCAACGAUAAAUCGUACUUCUGGGAGAACAAUGUGGCGCAUCCGAAUUUCAAUCUGGAUCAAUCUUCGGGCGAGAUAGUUCUUCGGAACGCUACUCCAGGCUCUUACUUUUUGAAAUUUCUCGUCUACGAUCGAUAUCACACGAUGGAGGUCGGAGCCAACGUGACCGUUGUGGUGAGGGAAAUCUCCGAAGAGGACGCUCGCCACGGAGCAUCGAUACGUUUCUCGGGCGUGCUGGAUGAAGAUCUCGUGCGCGUGUGGCUUCAACAGACUCAACAGGUUCAGGUGCAGAAGCUCGAAGUGCUCCGCGAGGUCUUGGCGGAUUUAGUGAAGGCCGAUGUGAAUAAUGUCCAUAUCUUCUCUGUGAUUCAACGGCAGCUGAAACCGGUGCCAAUUACCGAAGUGUGGUAUUUCGUGCGGUCGACCGAGGACGAAUACUUACGGCCGGAGAUGCUGAAUGGCUUCGUCGAGAUGAAUCGUCAGGCUCUCAGCCGAAAGCUGAGCCUGGAUAUCCUCGAGGUGGGAGUGAACGAAUGCCUUCCGGAAGCGGCGACCGAUACGGAAGACAUUUGCGACCAAGAAAGCUGCACAAACCACUUAGUUCUCGCGGACGACAGCCACAUUGUUGUCAACGCGAACCGUACGGCGUUCGUGGGCGUUAACGUGACGAGCGUCGCCAAAUGUGAAUGUGGGGCGCGCCUGGCCCACCCGGGCGCUGGGCAAAAAUGCACCCGGCACAGCUGUGGCGGCCGGGGUAGGUGUGUUCAGGACGACAACGCGAUCCAUUGUGAGUGCCCUCCCGGAUUUAACGGGGCCAACUGCGAGCAAACGACGCGAUCUUUCCGUGGAGACGGCUUCGCUUGGUUCAGCCCCAUCGACAGUUGCGAACAGCUUCACCUAUCGCUCGAGUUCAAAACCUCCAACGAAAACGGCUUGUUGCUAUACGCCGGACCGCUAAGAGCGGAUAGCGAGGCGAAUCUCAGGGAAGUGUUGGCCCUAGAGUUGACCGAGGGCAAACUCCGUCUAGUGUUCGGUGUCGGAAGCGGGACGACCGAGGUGACAGUGGAUAGCGAGGAGAGUCUCGCUAACGAACUCUGGCACCGCGUGGAUGUUUUUAUGAAUAGCCAGAGCAGCCAGUUGAUGGUUGACUUGUGCGGUGACGGUGGCCGGAAGUUCAGCUCCGUGGGGUCCUCUUUUCCGCUCCCGCAUAAGGCGACCGCUACGCACUCGUCCCUGCCGACGGCCCCGUCACUGCUCAACGUCAAGUAUCCCAUCCAGCUGGGAGGAGCUUUCGUCACCACGAAGGACAAAGCUGGCCCCACCACCAACAGCCGCCAUCAUCAACACGUUAUCAGCACCAACAACAAAAAUCCCGAAAAGAAGCACAACGACUUGAACGAAUUCUACAGUAAACUCGGAUGGAAACACCGACCCGAUCUUUCGAAAUCCUUCACGGGCUGCAUACGACACGUGGUCGUCAACUCGCAACUGGUCGACCUUGAAAACCCAGCGUAUUCGCUCAAUAGCCGAAGCGGUUGUCCGUCAGACGAGCCUUCGUGCGCACAAUUGCGCUGCGUUCACGGAAUCUGUGACAAAUCCGGAACGAAAGGCGCGGCUUGCGUCUGUCAGCCGGGCUGGUGGGGCACGCGUUGUGCGCAGGAAACGCCUUCGCGGAUGCUUCAGCAGGCGUCGUUCAUCAAAUUCGCGCUCAACUUCGACCCCGAUCCAUUCCGGACAGACGUUCAGAUGCAGUUUCGCAGCCGGCAAUCGGGGGGUGAACUCAUCAGUUUCGCUCCAAAACAGAACACACGCGAAUACGCCCUGCUAGAAAUCGUCGAGCGGAAACUGCGAUUCCGUUUCAACCUGGAGCGCGUGGCGGUGCGAGAAAAGAUAUUGCAUCUCGACGCCAUACGGGUCGACGAUGGCCGAUGGCAUACGGUGAGAGUGCGACGUUUCGGGUGUUUUGUGUACAUGCAGCUCGAUCAAGGUCAGGGAGCGUCACACGUCGAGCUCGUGGACGAGCUCGAUUGCUCGAACCGGCUGCUUUACGUAGACAGGCAAAGGGUCGUGGUCGGCGGGAGCGUUCGAUACACCCACGGCAGCGUGGUCACGGUCGACAACGAUCUCAACUCGACUUGUGUGCGUGACAUACGCAUCGAGGGACGCCUACUCUCCCUGGAAGCGUCGAGCGAAUCGAAUUCGUUUGCUCCUCCGGCGGGCUAUGUCCUCGAAGCACGUAACGUCAUACGGGGUUGUCCUUCGAACAAUCCUUGCCACGGCGUUAUCUGCAAGAGUCCAUUUAUGUGCAUCGAUCAAUGGAAUGAGCACGCAUGCAGAUGUCCACCCGGUUUCCGUCAAUCAGGACCGUUCAACUGCACAGAUCUCGAUGAGUGCGAAGCGUCGUUCCCCUGCCUGAACGGUGGCCUCUGUGUUAACAGACCCAACGGACGAGGUUUCAGCUGUACUUGUACAUCCCGUUUUCGAGGCGAAACCUGCGCGGAACCGAUGCCUGUCGAGCAGAUGUACAGCUUUAAUAUGGCGGCCGUAUCAGCUGUAAUUGUGUGUGCACUCAAUCUCCUAGUGCUCCUUUUGAUUAUCGCUGCGUAUCUCCGGUCACGUCGACCCAAAACCUCGGACCAGCAAACGAAAACGAAAGACGACAAAAAAUCAGGCGAACAUCCAGAGAUACGCGAGACCAUCAUCGCAUACCACGACGAAGGGGGUGGCGAAGACGACGUGCGAUCGUUUGACAUCUCGCAACUCCGUAUCCCGAUGGAAGAGGAGCAAAGGAACCAACACCAAAUGGAUGUUUUGCAAACAACCGUUAGGUCGCCGAUCCGCAACGACGGCCCUCCGCCUUCCGCGUACACAAUGUCAUCGUCUCAGGCUUCUCACGGUCCUGUUCUGCUGAGCCACGCGUUGGUGCUGGAACAACCGCAGAUCAUUGUUGAAGCUCAGGGCGUGAGCGGGAACUAUCCGUACGAGACGCGCGCAAUGCCGAUCGCGUCAAUCAAUCCGGAGAGCAUCUUGAGAACGGGCUCCAUGCAGAGGAACCCGCAGUCGCUCAAAACUUUCAACGCGGAACGACAUUCCACUUGGAGUGGUCAUUAG